GCCACACAAUGCCGCCAUAUCGAGCUAUCCAGAAGAACUGGCAGGGUCCACAACACAGAGAGGGAGGUGAAACAUCUCUCAGUUAUUGGUAAAAGAUGACUCAGACAGUUCAGACAAAUGGGGUUCAACCCCUCAGCAAGACCUGGGAGCUGAGCCUCUACGAGCUACAGAGAACUCCACAGGAGGCCAUCACAGACGGCCUGGAGAUCGCUGUGUCCCCCCGUAGCCUACACAGUGAGCUGAUGUGUCCCAUCUGCCUGGACAUGCUGAAGAACACCAUGACCACCAAGGAGUGCCUGCAUCGCUUCUGCGCAGACUGCAUCAUCACAGCCCUCAGAUCUGGGAAUAAGGAGUGUCCAACAUGCAGGAAGAAGCUGGUGUCGAAACGUUCGCUCCGACCCGACCCAAAUUUUGACGCCCUGAUCAGUAAAAUCUACCCCAGCAGAGACGAGUACGAGGCCCAUCAGGAGCGGGUGCUCGCCCGUAUCAGCAAGCACAACAACCAGCAGGCCCUCAGCCACAGCAUCGAGGAGGGGCUCAAGAUCCAGGCCAUGAACAGACUGCAGCGGGGGAAGAAGCAUCAGAUCGAGAACGGCAGCGGGGCGGAGGAUAACGGGGACAGUUCACACUGCAGUAAUGCUUCAGUGCACAGUAAUCAGGAGGCCGGGCCCAGCAUCAAACGCACCAAAACCUCAGACGACUCGGGUCUGGACAUGGACAAUGCCACAGAGAACGGUGGAGCGGACAUGGCCCUGGACGGAGCCAGCGAGAUCGAGCUGGUGUUCCGACCUCAUCCCACGCUCAUGGAGAAGGAGGACGCCGCACAAACGAGUUUGAUGUUCGUUCACAGGUACAUCAAGACUUCGGGAAACGCCACAGUGGACCAUCUCUCCAAGUACCUGGCAGUGAGACUCGCCCUGGAGGAGCUGCGUAAGAACGGAGAUGCCAGUCCGGUCAAUGUGGAGGCAGCCAGUGAAAAACAGUACACCAUCUACAUCCCCACAGCCAACAACCAGUUCACAGUCCUGAACGGCUCGUUCUCUCUGGAGCUGGUGAGUGAGAAAUACUGGAAGGUCAACAAACCCAUGGAGCUGUACUUCGCCCCGACGAAGGAACACAAAUGAAGUCGGCAGGAUACCAGGGUCUGACUUGGCCCAGGAUGGACUGAUGGAGCUUUUUCAACCUCCCUUACCCCAUUCUCUCUCUCUUUCUCUCUCUCUCUUUAUCUCUCUCUCUCUCUCAUCUGGAGUACAAUAGUCAAGGAGCUUUUGCUCCUCAACAACUGUGGCUGCUUUUUUUUUUUUUUUUUUAAACUGUCUUUACUGUCUUUACUGUCUUUUGUAGGCGAACAGGGCAGGGGGGAUAUGGGGAGGGGAUAGGAGUGUGUAUCGUUGCGAGAUUUACUGAAAUCUGACCAUGUUUUUUUUUUUCCCCUUUUGAGUUGGCAAGUCCAAUUAGUGCCCCUUUUAUUGAGCAGCGGUCCAUUGACAGUAAGUAGCCUGAUGUUGCCUUCACCCGGUCCACCAAUAAGAUUUCAAUAGCAACUACCCGCAGACGUUCUUGUGGUACAUUUGAUCCAUUUUAAGUAUGUGAUCCAUGCUCCGCCCACAAGUGCAUUUUUGUACAUGUUUUACAUGUCUAUUUGUUAAUAUAAAUGGUUAAAUGACUCACUCUGGGCUGCUGGAACGUUUGUUUACCUGUUUGAGUACCUACGUAACGUUGGGGGUGUGGUUUAGAGGGUCAAGCAGCUGAGCUGGACAGAAGUUUCCAAAAGCUUCCACUGCUUACAGCUGAUGGUGGAAUAUCAAUGAGAUAUUAAGAAAUUUCACCAGCCGAAUUGCAGAGAGUUCAGUGAGCUCUUUAGCUCCGCCCAUUCUCUCACUAGUGACUGUACAGACAGACUGAAUGGCUAGGGCCUUGAUUUUAUACACUUUCAUUAAUGUGUUCAUGUGUGUGUUACAUUGUAUAGUGUUACAUUAGUCCGGUUAGUUUUGGGUUCACACUGCAGUUUAGUGACCGAGUGCACUAAAGAACUUUACUGUGUCUUUUGCUAAACCCCAUCAUGCUGUCAUCAUUACCACCAACGUGGGUGGAGUCUCCCUGUGGUUCACACUGAUUGGUGUGUAGAAUGUAGUCAAUUUGACCAAUUCCAUCCAAAUUCCAGGUGUUGUGCCGAAUUCUGCCUCCCUGCCACAUUCCGACUCCCUUUGAAUGCAGGUGUGUUCCACAGCAGAAUGAGUGCAGAACAGAUUCCCCUCUGAGUCCUUUUAUUUCUGUUUAUAAAUAAGGAUUAAUCUACAGCUACAGUAGAUUAGUACAAAAUCAUCAGAGUAAUCUCUUGUACCCAUACUGCUGAUUCAUAAUGAUGCACCUGCACAUCAAGGAUCAGAGUUGGAUUUCGGCACAACACAAUCCACAGUUCUUCUUUUUCUUCUUCUGGCGUUUAAUGGGUGAUGAUAGGCUGCCUCAACUUCUCUGUAAUUGUUCUUAACGUCUGAACCGUCCCAAAAAAAACGUAUUGUUCAGUUAAUGGUUCAGAAGAUUCAGACUGAGACCACAUCUUUUGGUAGGACCAAAGCAUCUUUCACACCUGCUUUUGGGGUUCAAACCAAACAGGGCAGCUGUGAAAGCACCAUAAAUUGAAUGGAUUUUUUAAAAAGUAACUGUAAAUCUAGACCUCACAGCAGUUGCUACUAUAGGAUAGGUUUGUGGGCGAAGCAUGAAAAGCUAUCUGUUUUGCAAUUGGUACAUAAUUCAACAUAGCAAUUCCUUAUAUCAUUCUCAGACAGUGGCAGUAUCCCCUCACAUCAGUGUAGGCCAGUUAGAUCCACUAUUCUGUGAGAAAUCUUAAGUGCAUUUUUGAUGUAAAUGCAUUUUCUCCACUGUGCAUCACCCCCCACUCAACCAGCCACAUCCACUGAAGUACACACCAGAUUCUUGAUCUAUUCAUAUUUCAUUUAAAAAAAAAAAAAAAGAGUGAAAAACUUCCAUUGAUGACACGCUUUAGAGCAUGACAUAUUUUUAGUUUGACAUUGUUUGAGUUCAUGUUGUUGUUUGGGGACAAAACAAUAUGUAAACCACAUUAUUUGUUUGGAAAAUAAAUAAAAAAGUAUGCAAAUGCUGAA
Molecule: messenger RNA, 3125 nt
Organism: Astyanax mexicanus (Mexican tetra)
Lineage: Eukaryota; Metazoa; Chordata; Actinopteri; Characiformes; Acestrorhamphidae
Gene: rnf2
Product: ring finger protein 2
Exons: 7
Coding region: 96-1124 (342 amino acids)
Cellular component (GO): PcG protein complex; ubiquitin ligase complex
Molecular function (GO): ubiquitin protein ligase activity; chromatin binding
Source: RefSeq, a predicted model, not a curated record